This is a messenger RNA of Malus domestica (apple), 1521 nucleotides long. RefSeq names its product teosinte glume architecture 1-like. Gene Ontology annotation, molecular function: DNA binding. The record is from RefSeq and is a predicted model, not a curated record. Gene Ontology annotation, cellular component: nucleus. NCBI's taxonomy places the organism in Eukaryota, Viridiplantae, Streptophyta, Magnoliopsida, Rosales, Rosaceae.
UCCACUCGUUUUUCCUCUUUUAUUUUGCUUUUAUUAAUGUUCAGUCUUUAUUAAUGGUGUGCAUCUCUCUCUCUUUUUGGCUAAAAUGGCUGCAAAUCCAAAGGGAUUUCUGUGUGUAAUUGGAGAGCUUGAAGGUUAUCAAAUUAAACCACCCAGAGUCUGAGGACGACUCGGAAACUGGUUUCCCUGAAGAAAAGGCGUGUUAAACAGUGCUCCAAUUUCUAGUUCUGCAUAAAAAUAAGGGAUAUUACUUGAUAAAGUUCAAAACUUUGAGCUCAGUUGAUUAUCGAUAUGGAAGAUGGAUCAAAGGGCAAGUUGAAGGAUCCUGGGAUCUCUAUGAGGAAGCCAUCUUCGAGUACUACAUCUUUGAAAAGACCACGACAACCCAAUAACGAAACCAAGAUUGCUGCAUGCUUGGUUGAUGGGUGCAAUUCGGACCUUAGCAAAUGCCGGGAUUAUCAUCGACGGCAUAAGGUAUGUGAGCUCCAUUCAAAGACCUCAAAAGUUACAAUCAAGGGCCAGGAACGGCGGUUCUGUCAGCAGUGCAGCAGGUUCCAUUCGUUGGUGGAAUUCGAUGAAGGAAAAAGAAGCUGCAGAAGACGUCUUGAUGGACACAACAAACGUAGGAGGAAGCCUCAGUCAGAAUCCAUGCCCACAAAUUUGGGAAGAUUUCUUUCCAAUUACCAAGGCACAAGAUUCUUAUCAUUCGGUAAUCCACAAAUGUGUGCAGCAAAGAACACACAUUUGUGGGGCUGCGCAUUGAAACCGGAGAAUGAUUGUGUGCUGCUUGAUAACCACUCACAAUUAAAUGAGACAAGAAGAAGCUCAUAUGCUUACCGAGAAAAACAAAUCCCAUUUAUGCAAGGCUUUGAAUACGCGCACUCAGAAGCUGCUGUCUACCAACCAUUUGCAAAUACCAACUUUGCACCGGGAAAUUCUAGCAACAGCCAUAGAAUGUUUGCCAAUGGAUUAUAUGGCGACAUAGAAUCUAAUCGUGCUCUCUCUCUUCUGUCAUGGACACGAGCAACACAAGAGGAGAUUGGGCUGAGCAACACAGCACAGUCCAGUUCAGUCUGCCCGGCUCAGUCCAUGAUCCCAAGAAUCCACUACAAUAAUCUGGGAGUGCAGGAUGAGGCUGCAAUUUCUAAUUUGGUUAGUGAUGGCAACAGCAUUGGCAAUCUCCACUGCCAAGGCAAGUUUCAGAAUUCAGAUUAUUCCUGAUGCCUCAACUGCUGGUGCAUUCUACCCUUCUGGUGGGAAAAGUUUUAUAUGCAAAAUUAUCCCUCCUACUUGUUUGUCUUUUCAAUUAAAAAGAACUUAACAGUCCCCAGAAGGGUGGAAAUAAUGAUGCUGCUAGAUGGAAGUGUUUUUUCCCAUUUCUGAGAAGAAUUAUAUUUUGCAUAAGUGGAGUUUUCAUUAUGUAACCAUUAUGAGUUGCCACUCUGAUUAAUGUUUAUGAAGUUGUUUGCUUUCAUGACAAGACGAUAUGCGCAACCACUCUAAUAUACAGGUGGAUUCAAA